Messenger RNA from Lutra lutra (Eurasian river otter), 1995 nucleotides. It is a transcript of the gene MS4A7, whose product is annotated as membrane spanning 4-domains A7. Lineage: Eukaryota; Metazoa; Chordata; Mammalia; Carnivora; Mustelidae. The transcript is spliced from 7 exons. The record is from RefSeq and is a predicted model, not a curated record. Gene Ontology annotation, cellular component: trans-Golgi network; plasma membrane. The coding region runs from base 115 to 819 and encodes 234 amino acids. Gene Ontology annotation, biological process: cell surface receptor signaling pathway.
UCAUUCUGGCAGGAACAGCAAGUAGGAAAUUCUGGCUGAGAGCUCCCCAGCAGAGAGCUGGCCCACCAACCACCACUUGCAGGACUGGGCUACAAGAACAGCACCACCAGCAUCAUGCUGUUCCAGCCCAAGACCAAGACCAAAGGAGCCUUUGACUCCUUUACUCCAAAUGGCAUUAUCAUCCUCAAAAGAGAAAAACCCAAGCACAGCUACCAAAAGGAAGAUAACCCACAGAACAGUCUGAAGGAAGAAGCUACAGUUCUUGGAGUUAUCCAGAUCCUGUGUUGCCUGUUGAUUUCAAGUUUGGGGGCCAUUUUGGUUUCUGCUCCUUACUCUUCCCACUUCAAGCCAACAAUUUCCACCAUUUUGAUGUCUGGGUAUCCAUUUGUAGGAGCUCCAUGUUUUGCCAUUACUGGAUCCCUCUCGAUUAUUUCUGGGAAAAAAGCAACUAAGCCCUUUGCCGUGAGCAGCCUGACCUCAAGUGUAGUGAGUUCUCUCACUGCUGGAGCAGGCCUCUUCCUCCUUGCUGAUGGUCUGGCAGCCCUAGAGACUGCCUCUCGACGGUGUGACUCAGAAAGGGAGUACCUAUCCACACUGCCUUAUUCGAUGUACUAUUAUUUGAUAAAUGAAUUCAAGGGCUGUCUCCUGGACAGCGUCAGUCUAACAGGGGUGCUGGUGGUGAUGUUGGUCUUCACUAUGCUGGAGCUCUCACUGGCUGCAUAUGCUUCCAUCCUUUGGUGGAAAGAGGUGUAUUCCAACAACCCUGGGGUGAGUACUCUGAACACAUUUUCCUUGCCAAGUCAUAUUCAACAUGUCUAAAAGCUCUUCAAGGUCAUGUGUAUGAAAGUAACGCUUCAGAAGAAAAAGGAGAAAUCCAGCCCUCCUGGCAAAGUGUGAUUAUAAUUUCCUGAAAUUUCAGCUACUACAGACGCUGAAAGAAACUUUCAGAAAACAGCUUUUGUGUUGCACUUGCUCAGUGUGAGCGAUUUCAUUGCUUUUGAAAAUAAUCUCUCAAAAGCCCAGGCGGGUGAGCUGAACAGAAAGUGAUUCACCUACCCAUGAAUAAGAAGAGAAAAUGUGCACUCUUGUGCUAGUGUGACGCAGCCAAGUCACGUGGCUUUGCAGGCUCUGAGCCUGUAUUAUUUUCACACUAUGUUGCUUAAACACUGGGUAUUAGAGACUACAAGAACUUUUAAAUUAGAAGUACUUUAAAAAUAUAUGGCUCCAUUUCUGCCAAUUGAAGUGCAUUUCUGCCAACUAAAUGUGGCUCAAUAUUCUGUCUCAUUUUAUGACUUUAUUCUUAAAUAUGUGGCUUCAAAGAUUAUAAUUUAUCAUAACGCACUUCCUGAUCUAAGUUCUAGACCAAAUAAGAAAUUAGGCAUAUAGAAUGAAUAUCCACUUUAUUACUGUAUUGGAAUAAACAAUAAAUAACAUGACCUACCUUAUAAAGAGGGUCCCAAUAUUGUCCCCUGGAUCUAGGUCUUGGGUCCUAUCCCAAGACAAGGAUGCAGCAGAAAUGCAUACACAUGUUUUCCAAAUGACAUGUACAAAAAUGGUCAUAGAGCCAAUACACAUAAUUGCCUCCAAAAGGAAACUAUCCAAAUGACUAUAAACAAUAAAAGAGAGAAAUAACAAUUGUAUUAUAUUCAUACAAUGGAGUACUAAACAGGAAUGUGAAUGGGCAGACUAUAAUUACAUGCAGCCAUAUAGAUAAAUCCCAUAAACAUAAUGUUCAGGGGGGAAAGGGCCAUUUAUAAAAGAGUAAAUACUGUAUGUGUAUAAAGUUUAAACACAAGCUGAAUUAGCAGGUGGGGUUAGAAGCAGGAUGGUGGUUACCCUUGGGGGGUAGAUAGUUAUAGGAAGGGAACCCAGAGGGUCUAUGGGCUUGCAGAAACGUUCUUUUCCUUGAUCUGGAUGCUGGUGUCAUACAUAGGUGACUUGUGUUCUCUUGCUUCUGUUAUAAUUGAAUAAAAAUGUUUUUGAAAAAGUUACUUU